AUGCAUUCACUUCCUAUGAGGUCAAAGGGCACCAGCUGGCCUGUCACAACACGGCCAACCAGCUAGCUUAGCUGCAGCAUAACCCGUCAUUUCAUCUUUCAAAAUGGAUGUAAAUCAAGCGAAACAGGAACACCUACUCGCAUUAAAAGUAAUGCGGUUAACAAAGCCAACACUCUUCACAAAUCUGCCAGUGACAUGUGAGGAUCGAGACCUGCCAGGGGAUUUGUUUGGUGAACUCAUGAGAGUGGACCCAUCGACCAUCAAAGGAGCAGAAACAUUGAUGCUCGGAGAGAUGCUUACCUUACCACAGAACUUUGGAAAUAUUUUCCUUGGUGAGACCUUCUCCAGUUACAUAAGUGUGCACAAUGACAGCAAUCAAGUUGUAAAGGAUAUUCUUGUGAAGGCUGACCUACAGACCAGCUCACAGAGACUCAACCUCUCUGCGUCGAACUCAGCGGUGGCAGAGCUCAAACCAGAGUGCUGCAUUGACGAUGUUAUCCACCACGAAGUCAAAGAAAUCGGAACACACAUCUUAGUUUGUGCAGUCAGUUACACUACUCAGUACGGGGAGAAGCUAUAUUUUCGGAAGUUCUUCAAAUUCCAGGUUUUAAAGCCUCUGGACGUGAAAACAAAGUUCUACAAUGCAGAGAGUGACCUCAGUUCUGUGACAGAUGAAGUGUUUCUGGAGGCUCAGAUCCAGAACAUCACCACUUCACCCAUGUUCAUGGAGAAGGUCUCACUAGAGCCCUCCAUGAUGUACAACGUCUCAGAGCUCAACAUAGUCACAAAUAGUGACGAUGGAGAGUCUACAUUUGGGAAGAUGUCCUACCUGCAGCCCAUGGACACGCGGCAGUACCUCUACUGUUUGAAGCCAAAGCCAGAGUAUGCAGAGAAGGCUGGCGUCAUCAAGGGGGUGACGGUGAUAGGGAAGCUUGACAUAGUGUGGAAGACUAACCUGGGGGAGAGGGGCAGGCUACAGACCAGCCAGUUACAGAGAAUGGCUCCAGGGUACGGAGAUAUCCGGCUGUCAUUAGAAAUGAUUCCUGAUACUGUCAACAUCGAGGAGCCUUUCGAUAUCAUCUGUAAAAUCACCAACUGCAGUGAAAGAACCAUGGACCUGGUGCUGGAGAUGUGUAAUACCAGAUCAGUCCACUGGUGUGGUAUAUCAGGGCGACAGCUGGGGAAACUUAGUCCUGGUGCCUUCCUCUCGCUGCCCCUCACACUCCUCUCAUCCAUGCAGGGUCUUCAGAGUAUUUCCGGGUUAAGACUGACAGACACUUUUCUGAAGAGGACUUACGAAUAUGAUGACAUUGCACAAGUGUGUGUGAUCUGCCCGUAUACAAGCAACGAGAGCUAGAAAUUUUAUUUACUUUUUAAUUUUCUAGAUUUGAAUGGACCAAGUGUACAAUUAUGUACAUAAGGUAUUGUGGGAAAGUCUAAGGCCACCUUAGGUUUGGAUGUUUUUGCAGGGUUGUAAUGAGAUACAUAUUUAUUUCUCAGUAUUUUUUUUUUCAGAAACCACAGGAGAAAUGUGCUCAGUGUUAAAGACACAAACAAAUCUCAGCUAAAUGGUUCCUACAGGAAAAGGUCUGCAUUUACAGUGACCUCUGAUCCUGUGAAAAGAAGUAGCCCCAAACAAUAAGUUCUCAUGUCUUGAGUGAAACCUGGUGUAAUAAACCAGAAUAUUACUGGAGUAAAUCUCAUAUUGUCAGUGACGUAAAAGCAGAGAGAGGUCAUAUUUAGGUCAAACUGUAGGAACGUUUUUUUUCCUGAAGUUUUUGUUUUUAAUGCUGUUUCCUGUUGUAUCUUGACAGAGAAUUUGAGAAAUUCAUACUGUUUGUACGUCACUAUUACUUUGCUACACCAACUAACUUAAUGGCCUAAGACCUUUGCACAGUACUCUAUGCUCACAUUUCUCUUUUUGCAACCUCAGAGGAUAAAGUUGUAAAAUAAUAUAAAUCUCUUUCUUUAACAAUAAUCUUGUAAAUGUGCAUAAAUGUUAAUAAACAUUACUGUUUUCUUUGAUUAUUUGCUUUUAAAACCUA
This is a messenger RNA of Sphaeramia orbicularis (orbiculate cardinalfish), 2045 nucleotides long. RefSeq names its product trafficking protein particle complex subunit 13 (gene trappc13). The record is from RefSeq and is a predicted model, not a curated record. Bases 104 to 1357 code for a protein of 417 amino acids. The transcript is spliced from 13 exons. Lineage: Eukaryota; Metazoa; Chordata; Actinopteri; Kurtiformes; Apogonidae. Gene Ontology annotation, cellular component: TRAPPIII protein complex.